This is a messenger RNA of Rhea pennata, 2922 nucleotides long. RefSeq names its product arginine and glutamate rich 1 (gene ARGLU1). Gene Ontology annotation, molecular function: cadherin binding. Gene Ontology annotation, cellular component: nucleoplasm; mitochondrion. The transcript has 4 exons. The record is from RefSeq and is a predicted model, not a curated record. Bases 230 to 1060 code for a protein of 276 amino acids. NCBI's taxonomy places the organism in Eukaryota, Metazoa, Chordata, Aves, Rheiformes, Rheidae.
GGAGAGUCACCGCUCUGUUAGGGCCGCCAUCUUGUCUGCGUCCGGACUUGCUGCAGCUUUCGGGGCCUGCUCCUUCUCUUCGCUGGUCAGCGCGGUGGACAGCGAGGAGGAGAGGGGCCCGGCGGGGCGGUGCUGAUGUGCGCGGAGCCUCUUCGCUCCUUUCUUGGGUGCCGCUAGUGAAGGGGGCGGGAGGGGGGCUGGUCGCCGGCGAGGCCUCUACUCUGCCGGGAUGGGUCGGUCCCGCAGCCGGAGCUCGUCCCGCUCUAAGCACACCAAGAGCUCCAAGCACAACAAGAAGAACCGGAGCCGCUCGCGGUCCCGCUCCCGGGAGAAGGAGCGGGCGCGGAAGCGCUCCAAGUCGCGGGAGAGCAAACGGAACCGGCGCCGAGAGUCCCGGUCCCGGUCCCGCUCCAACACGGCCCCCUCCUCCCGCCGCGAGCGGGAGCGCGAGCGCGAGCGCGCCUCCUCCCCGCCUGACCGCAUCGACAUCUUCGGGCGCACGGUGAGCAAGCGCAGCAGCCUGGACGAGAAGCAGAAGCGGGAGGAGGAGGAGAAGAAAGCCGAGUUCGAGCGGCAGCGGAAAAUUCGCCAACAAGAAAUUGAAGAGAAACUCAUAGAGGAAGAAACUGCUCGAAGAGUAGAAGAGCUUGUGGCUAAACGCGUGGAAGAAGAAUUGGAGAAACGGAAGGAUGAGAUUGAGCGAGAGGUUCUCCGCAGGGUGGAGGAGGCUAAGCGCAUCAUGGAAAAACAGUUGCUCGAAGAACUCGAGCGACAGCGACAAGCUGAACUUGCAGCUCAAAAAGCCAGAGAGGAAGAAGAGCGUGCAAAGCGUGAGGAACUAGAGCGAAUACUAGAAGAGAAUAAUCGAAAAAUUGCAGAAGCACAAGCUAAACUGGCUGAAGAACAAUUGAAAAUUGUUGAAGAACAAAGAAAGAUUCAUGAGGAGAGGAUGAAACUAGAACAAGAGAGACAACGUCAGCAAAAGGAAGAGCAAAAAAUAAUCCUGGGCAAAGGAAAGUCUAGGCCAAAACUGUCCUUCUCACUAAAGAGCCAGGAUUAAAUUGCAACUCUGAACUCUUAAAACAAAAAAGAAACAGGAAAAAAAAAAAAACUUUGUAUGGUAGCUUCAUGUUGAAGUGUUUUUUUUUCUCUCUCUCUCUCUCUCUCUCUCUCUUUUUUUUUUUUUUUUUUUGUCUUUUUUUGAAAGUCUGGAAAGUUAGCUUGUUCUAAUAGGGGCUGUGCUCUGCAAUUCUUAUUUUUAUUUUUUUUUUUUAACUUCCAUUAAGCUAAAUCCUUAUCAGAUCAUUGUUGCCUUUUAGAGAGUAAUCUAUUCUCAUCCAUUUUGUUUCUGUAUGAGUGGUCUGAAACAGAUCAGGUCACUUUAUGAAUUGUGGAUGAUCUGAUAAGGUUUUACUUACCUACACAUCAGAGUUUGACUCUGAUAAUUGACAGAACUUUAUACUGGGUAUUACUGACUUUUGAUUAAUUUUUUUUAAAAAAGUCAGUACAUACAUUGGUAAAUUGCCAUGGUAUUACUGGACCUCUGUGGUUUAUUGUUAAAUCAAUGUCCUAUGAUACUGUCCCAUUGUUGCGCUUGAUGUUCCUGAUACAGGUAAGGAAAUAGUUUGUCAUUUCUGCUAUGAAUACAUAGAGAGAGUUCAGUAUUGUCUCUGUUAGAUUUGUUUUUAUUACAUUGACAGCAUUCAACCAGCGUUCCCCAUUGUGUAAAUAAACAAAUUUGCUGAAUAAAGUGAAAGUCUUAAAUUCAUAUGUUUAAGUAAAUUUUUUUAGUACACUUCUAUAAACAGCUAUAAGAAUGACAAUGCACAUUAUUAAAUUCAAGACUAUAGUGGUAUUUUUUUAAGUUUGCUUUAAUCUAUUGUGGCUGCUCCUACUUAUAAUGCAAAAUUACACACAGUUAGAAGUCCCUGCAGUUGUGAAUGUUUUUGAUGGCUGUUGCUUUUUUCAUGAAUGUCGGGUUUUAUUCUGACAAAGACUUAUUUCAGCUAUAGUAUCAUGUUUGAACAGCUGUUUGGCUUACUGCUCCCAGGCCAGUACUUCAAUAUCUAUUCCCCUUCAGUUUACCUCAUAAUAUGGUAUGUUGUAUAGGUUAAGAUCUUUACCAUAUAAUGAAUAGAUAGAUCCAAAAGGAUUAAAAAUUUGAAGUUCUUCCCCAAAGGACUGGACCAGCUAGCACACUUGAACUCAAAAGCAGAAAAUGAGAUUCUAUUUAAAUGUAUUGUUUUAGCCAGAAAGCAACUGUUAUUCAUAUAUGAAAUCUUGAAUGUUAUCCAUUUAUAUAUACAGGUUUUAUUUUGAAAAAUUAAACUACAGAUUAAAAACUAUAUAUAAAAAAAUCCCCCUUUUGUAUGUAACUCUUCUAUCAAAACCUGGAUUACUAUAGCUUGUCCAGUUUUAAAACUGUCUUUUUCCUGUUGGUGUGCAACAUCUGUGGUAAACAUAAAAUGAAAGAUAUCAGUAGUUGCUUUGAGUAUUUGAAUGUUUGCUGGACAAAGUUGGAAAUAAUUUCUGAUACUCCCAACAGAUGUGUUUCUGUAGAUUUGGCAAAUUAAAUGUGGGAGCGAGUUGAAUGUAUCACUGAAAACAGUAUUCAACAUGCUUUGUAUGAAAUUUGGGAUUGCGGGCAGGUUGAUGUGUAUUGCUUUGUCCAGUAUGUCAAGAUAAAUGUGAAGACAGCAAAAUACCUACACUAUUACUGUACUUAAAUUUGUCUUUAUAUAUUGUAUUACAAAAAAAAAGGUUGCUUAAUGCAUAAAAACAAGCUGAAGCCAAAUCAUGUACAUGACCUGUUGGCAGGAGCAGGCUGUAUUUAAAGCUCAACCGAUACCUGUAUUUCUAAAACAGAAAACAUCCCCUGUUCCCUUAUGAGAAACAAGCUAUUAAAAGUCAAUACUGAAACAG